CUUACACUAAUGCACUCGUUGCUGAGCGAGCAGAGGAUGGCAGCCUCAGUAAUAUACAGAGAUUUAAUCAGCAGUUGCGCAUAAUGAGGACUACUACGAUCAAGCGGAAACUAAAACAUUACAUAGAAUUAAAAAUAGUAUAGAGCGCUUGGGCAGUGUGGGUCUUAACGCAGCAUGUCCGGAGAAAUUGUGGGAGUGUGGGACAUGUCGCUAAGUGAUGGGGUUUACCGAAUUGAGUUUGAACAUGGAACAACAACAGGGAAACGAGUCAUUUACAUUAAUGGGAAGGAGGUGUUGAGGAGGGAUUGGAUGUUCAAACUGGUGGGCAAAGAAACAUUCCCUGUUGGGAGCACAGAUACAAAGGCAACCAUAUCUAUUGAGGCGAUCACUGGGUUUUCCUAUGAGUACACACUGGAAAUCAAUGGAAAAAGUCUCCAAACUUUUUUGGACAACCGAUCAAAAAUGUCCAAAACAUGGGUGCUGAAACUGGGUGGUGCUGAUUACAGGAUAGUUCUAGAGAAAGACAGUAUGGAUGUAUGGUGCAAUGGACAGAAAAUGGAGACUAUGGGCGAGUUUACAGAAAAUGGAAGCGAGACACACUUUGCAGUGGAGAACCAUGAAUGCUGUAUCAAAGCAACAAGUAGUGGAAGGAAGCGAAAUGGAAUAGUUCAUUCCCUGCUGGUGGAUGGAAUCAGGAUAGAAGAGGCCAUUGAGUAAAAUGGAGGCUAAUGAAAUUCAGCUGUGUGAAACAUUUAGCAACAGUGUACUUUAUCAGAAUUAGAUACAGAUGGCAUCGGACAAGUUUUUUUGUUCAGUGGAUCCAGUAAUGGUAUUUGUUCAUUUAUUUGUUACAAAGAUUUUAAAGUAAAGUACCCCACAAACUCCUUUAA
Molecule: messenger RNA, 890 nt
Organism: Carassius carassius (crucian carp)
Lineage: Eukaryota; Metazoa; Chordata; Actinopteri; Cypriniformes; Cyprinidae
Gene: faimb
Product: Fas apoptotic inhibitory molecule b
Exons: 4
Coding region: 175-717 (180 amino acids)
Biological process (GO): negative regulation of extrinsic apoptotic signaling pathway via death domain receptors; positive regulation of neurogenesis; canonical NF-kappaB signal transduction
Source: RefSeq, a predicted model, not a curated record